AUGAUCGUGACCCGAAGCAUCAGUGGAUGGGGACAGCUUCGUCACUUCGCAAGAGCAAGACAGGUCGUGCAGAGGCCUUCUCCAGCGGCGGAUCUCGAAGGCGUCACUGGUGCAUGUAAGCAACAAGGAAGCAGCGGUGAACCAGUGGAAGCCCCAACGAUCCCACCUUCGAAGCUCCACGAGAGUCGAGCGUGCGACCGGCGUCCGACACAGGCGGAAGGAGUGCAUUGGUUCACUCGGUUGCUGUCGCAAGUUGCGCCAGAGUUUGAAGUAUACGAACUACCGAAGCAGUCGCGGUUUCCCGUCUUGAUUCGGCGCCGCGCAGCCGAAAAUACUUCAGCUCUCGAAGGUGUCUGGAGUCUAAUUCAGAUCCGAGCUACGGUUUCGUCUCGACGAUUUGACGCGGCGAGCGGCGAUAAAUCAGUAUUUUCUCGCACUGCGUGGCAUUACGUCAGGAACGAGAGCUCUACUGUGAAUCCGAAGGUGCCGUGCGUGGUGUUCUCGCCUUUCGCCAACGCGUGCUUCGUUUCUGAAGCACCGAAUAAUCGCCCUUGGCUACGCGCCAGGCCAGGUGGAAAAAAUGAAAUCGAUCUCACCACGAACGCAAAUGAACUAGGGAGUUGGCUACGCCGCGUUUUUCCGGUGACGCCGACUUCUAGCAUUUCGGGGACCCUCGUAGAGCUUCUGAGACUCACUGCAACGACGCCGGCCAUACGCAAGCAACGAAUGUUUGUUACACAGCUGCUUCGGAUACCGAUAUUUCAGUCGAUCGUGUUUCGUUCGCGAGGGAUUGGUGGUUCAACCGGGUAUAACGCUCUUUUGGACGAACGUCGCCUGCUCGUGCGUGCUCCCGAGCGGAUUUCCUCGUUAUCGGACACCAGGUUGCGCAUGCGGUUUUCCCUAGUUCCUAAGGGCAGCCAUCCUGUGGCAGUCAGCGGGGCGGAGCUUGACUAUUAUCUAGCAAUGACGAUGGCGCGCAAUGGAGAAGAAGAAACCCUCGCGGGAAUCGGCAUAAUACCACGCGCUGCGGUCACUCGUGGGCGCCUCUAUCGCAGGGACCCCACAGGAAAACUUGGCACCUACAUGAAAGUGCAACCCAUUCUAUCACUUGAUGAUGCGAAUAAUGUAGGAGGGGACUUCACUGGCCUUCAAGAAUUUUUCUUCUUUUUCGAUGGAAUGACCCAAGAAACCAUCAACGAGAAAUGCAGUGCAUUCGCAAAUGAUAUAUUCAAUAGAUGGGAUCCUAUUUCAGAAGAGCAUGAUGGUUGAUCUAGCGAUAACAGAAAAGCACUGCUGUAAUAACAACCGAGUUUGGAGUGGAUCGCCAUA
Amoebophrya sp. A25 is the source of this 1329-nucleotide messenger RNA. The record is from the annotation of a GenBank genome assembly. Lineage: Eukaryota; Dinophyceae; Syndiniales; Amoebophryaceae.